Messenger RNA from Acomys russatus (golden spiny mouse), 824 nucleotides. RefSeq names its product coiled-coil domain-containing protein 28B-like. Lineage: Eukaryota; Metazoa; Chordata; Mammalia; Rodentia; Muridae. The coding region runs from base 1 to 729 and encodes 242 amino acids. The record is from RefSeq and is a predicted model, not a curated record. The transcript is spliced from 2 exons.
AUGACCUUGACGGAGAAGCUUCCAUGUGGCCUGAACAGUAAGAAGCAAGGGGAGGGAGAUUGCAAUGAAGCACCGUUCCACACUCCAGACCCCAAACAUCCAGGCCUGAGGUCCAACAAGCACCCAAGGGAUGACAAAAAGAAGAAACGGAGCCCUAAGCCCUGCCUGACCCAACAGGCACAGGCCCCAGGCACACUACGUAGAGUCCCUGUGCCCACCAGUCACAGUGGUUCCCUGGCCCUGGGACUCCCUCAUCUCCCAUCACCCAAGCAACAAGCCAAGUUCAAAAGAACGGGCAAGGAGAAAUGCGGACUGGUUCUGGCUGGAGGUGGGGGCAGCUCUGCAGGCACACCCCCGCAACACUCCUUCCUGACCGAGGUGACCGAUGUCUAUGAGAUGGAGGGGGGACUGCUGAACCUGCUCAAUGACUUUCACUCAGGCCGCCUGCAAGCCUUUGGGAAGGAAUGCUCCUUCGAGCAGCUGGAACACGCGCGGGAGAUGCAGGAGAAGUUGGCCAGACUGCACUUCAGCCUGGAUGUGUGCGGGGAAGAGGAAGAUGAGGAAGAGGAAGAAGACGGCGUUUUGGAGGGCUUGCCUGAGGAGCAGAAGACGAUGAUAGCUGACCGCAACCUGGACCAGCUGCUCAGCAAUCUAGAAGAUCUUAGCAAUUCCAUACAGAAACUGCACCUGGCAGAGAAUGCCGAGCCUGAGGAGCAGCCAGCGGCGUAGGUGUCGCCUAGUCUGCUUCUUUUCUUCCCUUCAAACUGUGACUUUUUACGGAUUGGGGAUGGUAUUCAGCAGCCUCCCAGGUGCUAUGGGGUCAG